AUGGGCGCUAAAGCAUCUACAGAAGGUGAUGUUUACAGCUAUGGAAUCCUUCUAUUAGAGAUGAUAACUGGAAAGGGGCCAACUGAUGACAUGUUUAAAGAUGAUCUAAGCCUUCAUCAUUUUGCUAAGUUGUCAUUGCCUGAACAAGUAAUGGACAUUGUCUAUCCAGUUCUCUUAGAAGAAGCCAAAGUUACUCAAGGCAGCGGAAAUCAUACUAACACGAGAAAAAGAAUGCAUGCUUGCUUAAUUUCAAUGGUCAGAAUUGGUGUGUUGUGUUCUACAGAAUCUCCAAGAGAACGAAUGGAGAUGAAAGAUGUUGUCAAAGAAAUGCAUGCAAUCAAGGAUUUAUAUCUAGGCAAUGAACUCAGCAGCUUACGACAAUUGAUAAUAUGCAAUAACCGUCUCAGUGGUGUGUUGCCCGAUUCCAUGGUUAAUCUUUCGACCCAACUGACAUGGCUGAAUAUUGGAAGUAACAGGAUAUUCGAAAACAUCCCAUCUAGGAUUCAGAAUCUUGUUGGACUAACAGCACUGAAAAUGGGGCAGAACUUUCUAACAGGUAAUAUUCCCAUUGGUGUUGGGAAGCUUAACAAGGUGGAGGUACUUCACUUGGAUAGAAAUGAAUUAUCGAGCCAAAUUCCAUCUUCCUUAGGCUACAUCUCACGACUGUUCAUACUCGUCUUAUCAAGAAAUAAUCUAACAGGGAGAAUACCUUCAAGUCUCAGAAAUUGCAAUCUGCCAGUGGAAACCGGUAACUUGAAAAGUCUCCAGACACUGAAUGUUUCUAAUAACAAAUUGUCAAGAGAAAUUCCAAGCUUGUUAGGCAAUUGUCUUAGCCUAGAGUAUCUCUGGUUGGAUGGGAGAUUCUUUCAGGGAUCAAUUCCUUCCGCAUUUAGUACUCUAAGAGGCCUUCAAUCCCUGAAUCUUUCAUGUAACAUCUUGUUUGUAAAGAUUCCACAAUACCUGGAGAACCUUUCUGCAUUGUAG
This is a messenger RNA of Magnolia sinica, 984 nucleotides long. RefSeq names its product receptor kinase-like protein Xa21. The transcript has 3 exons. The coding region runs from base 1 to 984 and encodes 327 amino acids. The record is from RefSeq and is a predicted model, not a curated record. Lineage: Eukaryota; Viridiplantae; Streptophyta; Magnoliopsida; Magnoliales; Magnoliaceae. Gene Ontology annotation, biological process: hormone-mediated signaling pathway. Gene Ontology annotation, molecular function: protein binding. Gene Ontology annotation, cellular component: plasma membrane.